This is a messenger RNA of Hevea brasiliensis (rubber tree), 1786 nucleotides long. RefSeq lists its product as uncharacterized. The record is from RefSeq and is a predicted model, not a curated record. Lineage: Eukaryota; Viridiplantae; Streptophyta; Magnoliopsida; Malpighiales; Euphorbiaceae. The transcript has 16 exons. The coding region runs from base 143 to 1267 and encodes 374 amino acids.
AACCGUCCGCAAAAAGUUGAAAAUUGAAAUUAGCGAAUUUAUAUAUCUCUGAAAAAGAAACACAUUUAAAUUCUUUCAAACUGAAUCUGCUCUUUAAACACAUCUAAUCCAUAGCUAAUCUCUCUCUUUCAAUAGCUUCACAAUGCCACCCACUGAUGCAGACUUGGAUCUCAGAUCGUUUGCCUCUGCCUUCAUAAUUGGAGAUUACACAUUUGCUGAUGGCAGUAACCUGGAGCAUUGUGCUAAAUAUUUGAACCAGACGCUUGUUACUUUUGGAUUUCCUGCUUCCCUGGACCUCUUUGCCAAUGAUCCGGUUUCAAUUGCGCGGACCUGCAAUUGCAUAUACUCUUUGCUUCAACAAAGACAGCGUGACAUUGAAUUUAGAGAGUCUGCUAAUGAGCAAAGACAGAGGCUACUAUCAGAUAUAUCAAGAUCGGAGGCAAAAGUUGAGAGGCUUGAGUCUCAGUUACAAGCCAAAGAUAGGGAAAUAGCAACUAUCACCCGAACGGAAGCCAAAGCUACAGCAGCUUUUAAGGCACAAAUUGAAAAGCUUCAACAGGAACGAGAUGAAUUUCAGAGGAUGGUCAUUGGUAAUCAGCAAGUGAGGACUCAGCAAGUACAUGAAAUGAAGAAAAAGGAAAAGGAGUACAUAAAGCUGCAGGAGAGGCUAAAUCAAGUACUGAUGGAGAAAAAGAAGGAAUCAAGAUCAGGCAUGGAGAUAAUGAAUUUACUUCAGAAAGAAGGCAGACAACGGGGGACAUGGAAUGGGAAGAAGGCUGAUAAUGAUUUCUAUAAGAAAAUAGUGGAUGCCUACGAGGCUAAGAAUCAAGAAUUGAUGGCAGAGAAUACUGAUUUAAGGGCGUUGUUGCGGUCAAUGCAGGUUGAUAUGCGUGAUUUCAUAAAUGCUCCAAAUGGUUCAACCAAGCAAUCUUUGGCUGUCAAUGAAAGACUUGAAGCUGACCCCUCUCAGUCCCCCUUGGGUGGAAGGACGGAUGUUUUUGACCUGCCUUUUCACAUGGCUAGAGAUCAAAUUGAGGAAAGUCUCCGAAAUAAGAUGGCUUCCAUAAAGGAGCGUAUGGUUCAAUUGCAAGAUGCACAGAAAGGAGCAGAAGUCUCAUCUGAAGCAACUGAGAGAGAACUUGAACUUGAAGCUCAACUUGUUGAGGCAAGAAGCAUAAUCCAGGAGCAGGCAUCCAUAAUGUCUAAACAUCUUGCCAAAUCUGAGAGGCCAAGGGAAUCUAUCAUUUCAUCACCGUCAGAGAAUUAGGAACUCCCUGUUCAUUUCUGUGGUUGUUAGAAUUGUGGUCAGCCGUGGGUUCAUAAUAUCUUUAGCAGUUUGACCACAGUCCAGUACUUUCGGAAUUUUGCUUGGACCGGCUCUUCUGAUAAUCAGCAAGAUUGAAAGGUAUGCUCAACUCAUUCCCUGGUUGUCUGGGAGUAUGAUAUUACCAGCUUGAUAGUAUCUACAUUUUUGGUAUGAAGAUCAAUGAAGUUGGCUGUAUAACAAGAUGCAUUGCGGGCGAGCAAGACUCAAAUGGUUCUUUUGUAGUUGUAAGGCCUUGAAAACUUAGUUCUAGGCUGUAGUGUUAAUGAAAUGAGUAUCUGAACUUCUCUUUAGUUAUGGUUAUGUAUGCUGACAAUAGCUCUAGUCAAAUUUAUUUCAUCCAUUCUUCUUCUAUGCUUCUAGAAAAUAGGCUGCUUCCUAUUACCAUCAUUUUUUUCUCUCUUUGGAACUUAUGAUUUUAGCUAUUUUCUCGACUUUCAAUUCUAAUAUAUAGUUAUGCAA